Messenger RNA from Opisthorchis viverrini, 267 nucleotides. RefSeq lists its product as hypothetical. The record is from RefSeq and is a predicted model, not a curated record. The coding region runs from base 1 to 267 and encodes 88 amino acids. NCBI's taxonomy places the organism in Eukaryota, Metazoa, Platyhelminthes, Trematoda, Opisthorchiida, Opisthorchiidae. The transcript has 2 exons.
AUGUCUAAGGAUUAUUUGGCCAAUUACCUUAAUGGUGGCUUGUUUUCCAUUGUUCCAUUGGCGGAUUUCCGAUUUACAGCGGUUCCGCAUUUUACGAAAUGCCAGCUCAUCUUCUGUAUCCCCUGUGGUCAACUUUUUGAAAAAGAGUUGGGAUCUUUUUUCCAGAAGUCGCCGGAUCCUUUUAGGCAUCCUCCGAUUGCGGGCCGGUUUCCUUGGGACGAACGUCGCGUCAGCCUCGUGAACUUUCUGGACAAUGGUCCUAUAUAG